UUGAUCGCAAACGUGUCGGCGUACGGACGCACGGCGUCGCUUGUUUGGAGUAUCUUUUUAUCAGUUCUCAAUUGUAAAACGCAAUUGUCUGUGUGGAGUAGGAGCUCGAAAGUCACAUUGUGAGUUCGUUGUUCGUGAAAAGUUUUGAUUUUCCGAUUUUCUAUUGGUUUAUGAGACGGUGGUUCAUAAAGAACAGCUGUUCGCGUACUAAUUGGAAAAGUUGGUGCGUUCACCUUUGUUUCCUUCAAAAUUUGGUGUGUUUAUUAUUAAAGUGCGCACUUUGUAAUUCGAAGGUGUUAAGAGUUCAUAUACACCGUUGUGACGUAUUAUAUUCAAGAGGAUUGUGGAUUUAUUGUUAUUAAUCAUAAUCAUUCGAUAAUAAUAUGAUUCUUUACUGACAACUGGUGUGGGUCAGCAACCGCCCUGGUGGUUCUGAUUCUUCAUUGCUCGAUCCUUGGUUCAAGAGAAAGAAGCGGAGAAAACGGAAGCGGUUAAGAUAAAUAAAAUUGGGCAUCAUCGCGUACGCGUUGUUUUUGUUUUCAUUGUUAUUAGUUAAUUAGAAUUUUGGUUCGACCUCCCGUGUGAAACUGAAGUGACUUCUUGUGUUAGUAAUAUUAACAGUACAUAGUGUGGUUGUAAUAAGUAAAUAAAGGACUUGUACGAAAUGGAGAAGGAGUCAAACCCCAUGCAAGCUCUCUGCCGGUCAGGUUGUGGAUUCUACGGCAGUCCUGCCACCGAUGGACUUUGUUCUCUAUGUUAUAAAGAAGCCCUGAAAAAGAAACAACAACCCCCCGUUUCGACCCCUAGUCCUGCUUCCUCAGUCAACAACGCACAAUCGUUCGCCAGCUUUAUGGAUGCAGCGACGGCCACCGCACAACCCACGAUACCCACUUGCCACCCCUCUGUGCCAUUGUCGGCGUCGACGGAUUCGAACGCUGACUUAAACAAGGAAACAGACGAUGGCGUCCAAAACCAGAACGAAGCGGCCGCAAGCGGUAACUCCGAUGUCGAUUCGAACCCGGGUGACAAAGACGGCGACAAGGACGCCAAAAAGAAAAAGAACCGCUGCGCUGUGUGCCGUAAAAAGGUCGGAUUAACAGGGUUCGAGUGCCGCUGCGGGGGACUGUUUUGCGCGGUGCACCGAUACAGCGACAAACACGAGUGCACGUUCGAUUACCGUGAGAUGGGGGCGAAGGAGAUCAGGCGCAACAACCCCGUCGUCGUCGGCGAAAAGAUCCAGAAGAUAUGAACCCCGCCACACGCGCACCACACGCACAGUUUAGUGGACUGUUGUUUCGUUUCGUUGUUAGGUUAAAACAUACAUAAUGAUUAUUAUUAUAACUAUUAUUAUUAUUAUGAUUAUUACUAUUACUACUACAUACUACAAUACUACACAACUACUACUACUACUACACUACACUCUUAUAAUCAUGAAGAUGAAAAAGAAGGUGAUUAUGACGGUAAUGGCGAAAACGAUGGCUCGAAGACAGUGGAGAAAAACAAGUCCUUUUUUAAAUGGCGUAUGCAAAAACUGACGAAAGGAUGGAAUGAAAGAGAAGGGGAGGGGGUGGAUGGAAUACUGGGUGGUGCGUUUGUGGUUUUAAGUGCGUACAGGGACGCUGACUAAGUGACUAUAACAGAAACGCGCGUGCGCGCAAGACUUGGAAUGCCUCCCCCUUCCCAUGUUAACACAAAACACAAGUGAUAAUCGUUGUGUACUAGAACUAAAGCUACCGCUACACUUUUAGUAACUAUUAUCAUUAAUUGUUUACUACCACUUUGUGAAGGGUAACUAACGUCACAACAACUACAACAAACAAACAAACAACAAAAAAGAAAAAAAUAAGAAACAACUGAAAUUUAAUUUUUUUUGAAUAUAUAAUUAAUUUGUUGCUACCCUUUGAAUUUAUUUCUUCUUGUUCUCGACCAUCGUUGGUACUGUGUCGUCUUAAUUAGUUCAAAUGAAUCGAUUAAAAGCAGAUAGCAAGAAACAAUAAUAAUUAGAGGUCAACAAAAAAAUAAAUAAACAAA
Messenger RNA from Agrilus planipennis (emerald ash borer), 2031 nucleotides. Its product is annotated as AN1-type zinc finger protein 6. The record is from RefSeq and is a predicted model, not a curated record. Lineage: Eukaryota; Metazoa; Arthropoda; Insecta; Coleoptera; Buprestidae. Bases 665 to 1249 code for a protein of 194 amino acids. Gene Ontology annotation, molecular function: DNA binding; zinc ion binding. The transcript is spliced from 5 exons.